AUGUUAUUAAUGAAAUAUUGUUUUGGUUGUAGGAUAUACGAAAGUUGGAAAAAAUUCAAAUCCGAAAAUGCAUUUAUGCAAAAAUUAUCAGACCUAAAAGAACAGUAUGAUGACAGUGACCAUGUCUUAGCAAGAGCUACACGUUCAGUAACUGGCACUUUAUCCUCUCUAUUUCAUAAUGCUGAAAUGUCUGAUGUAGUUACAGAAUUAUGUCGUGUUGAACCUGAUUUCAGUUUAAUAAAAUUUAUCAGUCAGUGUGAAACUGAUAUCAUACCAAAUGUGCUAGAAGCUAUAGCACGGGAAGAUCUUAUUAUUUUGAAAGACUGGUGUUUUGAAGCUCCCUAUAGAGUACUAUCACAUCCAAUUAAUGAGCAUCGACAAAAAGGUCAUCAAACAUACUGCAAAGUUCUAGAUGUACAUAAUGUUGAUGUUGUUACUGGAAAAUUAAUGGAACAUGGUCCUGUAUUAAUUAUAUCAUUUAGUGCCCAACAAAUCAUGUAUAUUAAAGACGUGAAUGGGUUAAUCAUUGAAGGAGAUCCUCAUACUGUUAUCAGAGUGAUGUAUACUUGGGCAAUGUGUAGAGAUGUAAAUGAAGUAAAUCCAAGAGCUGCUUGGAAGUUAUUAGACAUAGCAGCAAAUUCCAGUGCACAGUUGUUGUAAGCUGUAAUUAUAAGUUUUUGAUUAUUUGUGACAAAAUAUUUUAUUUCUCAAAUAUUCUUACUGUUUAAGUAAACUUCUGUUUAAUAUUUAAUCAAAUGUUGUUCAAAGUUAACUAAGMACUGUAUUAUAUUAAGGUCAUGCCUUAA
Molecule: messenger RNA, 806 nt
Organism: Diuraphis noxia (Russian wheat aphid)
Lineage: Eukaryota; Metazoa; Arthropoda; Insecta; Hemiptera; Aphididae
Product: mitochondrial import inner membrane translocase subunit TIM44-like
Biological process (GO): protein import into mitochondrial matrix
Cellular component (GO): mitochondrial inner membrane
Molecular function (GO): protein-folding chaperone binding
Source: RefSeq, a predicted model, not a curated record